AUGCCUGGUCUCCUUACUCGCAAGACGCGGACUCCGCGCGGCAAGCUGGCCUCGUCCAGCGCUGCUACCUCCGACAUCACCAAUUUCACGAAGCUCUCCAAGCAGAAACCGAGCGGGAAGGACGCGCCUGUGAAGGCUCAGUCUAUCCAGGAUAUUCCCACCACCAAUAUCGAAGUCGUCCUCCAGCCGCUGAAGAGGAAGGCCGAGGACGCUGUCCAGUCGACUCCUAAGAAACUCCGUCAGGAGCCCGCUACUCCUGUGUCGGGAAGGAAAAAGACCGUCAAGUUCGCCGACAAGGCAACUCCCGUCCGCGCACCUAAGCUCGCGUCUUUGACACCCUCAUCCAGCCGGAAACGUCGUAGUGAGGAUGAAGAGACAACUGAUACCGAGGCUCUGCUCGAGCGUCUGCAACUCCAGUCACCCGUCAGGAAGAGGACCAAGAACGCCGACACUAAGACCAACCUUCACAAUGACUUUGAUCUGCCGCAGGAGCUCAUCGACCUGCUCGAUCUGCACGUCGCAUUCCUCAAGACACUCAGCAUGCAAUGCGUGCACCAGGGCAUGGACUCGCCCAUCGACCUGCGCACUAUCUAUCCGAGCGUCACACGCACAUGGGGUAAGCGCCAGGUGACGCUGGAGGACAUCCAGCGGCUAGUUGGUGUGCUCGGUUGGACUCAGACCAAGACCAGCAGCACGCAGCACCGGACGCCCUACUUCCUGGCCGACUUUGGUCGCGGCAAGAUCUGCAUCGAGUUCCACGCCGACGCCGAGCGCGGCCCGCUUCGUGAGCACAAGCUCAACAUGGAUUUUGAGGCCAACUUGCGCGCUCUGUGGCAGAACCGGCGUGACCAGCCCGUCACCCUCUUCCUGGGCACCCUCCCGAAGGCGAGUAUCAAAGCUUGCGCUGCGCAUAUUGCGUCUACCAAGACUCAAACCACCCUGGAUGCCUUCAAGGCUAGCAUCGCUGCCAAGAGAGCCGAGCAAGAGAAGGAGAAGAAGGCCACCAACGUCCUGCCAACUCCGGCUCCUUCUCCUGCCCCAAGCCAGCCUGAUACUCCUGUUCAGCAGCAGCCUAAACAACAACCUCAAUUUCCGGAGCAGAAGCUCUCCCUCCUCGACCGCAUCCGCGCCAAGUCCCUCGCUGCCUCUCAACAGGCCGAGCCCACGCCCGCCGAGCUCCAACGGCGCGUGGCCCUCCGCCGCGCUGCAGACGUUGCCGCUGUUAUCGGCAUGCUGAGCAAGGCUUCUACCUCGGCGGGUCAGGCCCGUGUCUCUUUUACGAUGGCGCAUGUGCAGGCACGUCUGCGCGACUCUCUGCGGGCAAGCCCGAUGUCAGUUGAUGAUGCGGCUGCGUCUGUGAGAUUGCUGGCUACUGAGGUUGCUCCGCAGUGGCUGCGGAUUGUUACCCUGGGCGGUCGGGAGAAUGUCGUGAUCUCUGUGGCGAUGCAGCCCACGAAAGGGCAGGUGGAGGAGAGGGCUAGGCAGCUGUUGGGGGAGUGA
Thermochaetoides thermophila DSM 1495 is the source of this 1500-nucleotide messenger RNA. RefSeq lists its product as uncharacterized. Lineage: Eukaryota; Fungi; Ascomycota; Sordariomycetes; Sordariales; Chaetomiaceae. Bases 1 to 1500 code for a protein of 499 amino acids. The record is from RefSeq and is a predicted model, not a curated record. The transcript has a single exon.